Cannabis sativa is the source of this 651-nucleotide messenger RNA. RefSeq lists its product as uncharacterized. The transcript has a single exon. The coding region runs from base 1 to 651 and encodes 216 amino acids. The record is from RefSeq and is a predicted model, not a curated record. NCBI's taxonomy places the organism in Eukaryota, Viridiplantae, Streptophyta, Magnoliopsida, Rosales, Cannabaceae.
AUGUACACUGGAAGAGAAGAUCCUCUAUCCCACCUCAAGUAUUUCGAGAUGCAAAUGGAUCUGCAACGGACACGAGGGGAUGUGUGUUGCCGAAUUUUUCCUGCUACCCUCUCGGAAGCCGCCCAGCAAUGGUAUUUCAAGCUAGCUCCUGGAAAGUUCAACUCGUGGAAAGCUUUCUCCUCGAAAUUCAAUGCACAAUUCUCCUCCUCUUGCCAACUUUCGUUGCAUCUACGAGACUUGGUCGAAGUCAAGCAAAGACCAGGCGAGCCUCUCCGAGCAUACAUCAGCAUAUUCAUGAUGGAAGCGACCAAGGUCUCACCGCUAACAGAAGAUGGAAAGUUGUCCGCGACACUGGGGGCCAUUGAAGUCCUCGGUGAACUUUGGAAGGACAUUAGGAAGAACGACCCAGUAGACUCAAUGAGUGAUUUUCUCGACCGUGCUGAAGGCUUCAUCAAACUUGAAGAGGCUAUUCAGCAAGUGGAGGGUGAGCAAAAGCCUGCCAAGUCAAAAGUUACUUCCACAGGAAUGUCCGCCCAACUCCCCCAUUACCCAAAUAAUUCGAGCUCAAAUGGUAAACUUUCCAACAACAACAACAGGCAAGGGAAUGGGAAGAAGGGAAAGUUCACCAGCAAAAUUGAGCAAGCUCCUUAA